Molecule: messenger RNA, 889 nt
Organism: Pantherophis guttatus
Lineage: Eukaryota; Metazoa; Chordata; Lepidosauria; Squamata; Colubridae
Gene: NUDT1
Product: nudix hydrolase 1
Biological process (GO): DNA protection
Cellular component (GO): cytoplasm
Molecular function (GO): 8-oxo-7,8-dihydroguanosine triphosphate pyrophosphatase activity
Source: RefSeq, a predicted model, not a curated record
UGCAGUAAUUGCAAGCAGCAGAUGUUAAUAACAGUGCUUUAGUCCACUGUUCAUGGACCUUAGAAAGGAUGGGAGGCUGAGUCAAUCUUGAGCCUGGGUGCAGCAUGCUGACGACUAAACUCUACACGUUGGUGCUGGUGAUGCAGCCUCAGCGCGUCCUGCUGGGCAUGAAGAAGCGCGGCUUCGGGGCUGGCCUCUGGAACGGCUUUGGGGGAAAGGUGCAGCUGGGGGAGACAGUGGAGCAGGCAGCCCGAAGGGAGCUUCAGGAAGAGAGCAGCUUGACCGUGGACACCUUACAGAAAAUGGGCCAGAUUACCUUUGAGUUUGUAGGCAACGCGGAGCUGAUGGAAGUCCAUAUCUUUCGCACCGACAGUUUCCACGGAGACCCCACCGAAAGUGACGAAAUGCGCCCUCAGUGGUUUGACAUGGACCAGAUCCCUUUCAAGGAGAUGUGGCCGGAUGAUAUCUAUUGGUUUCCUCUUCUGCUCCACAAAAAAUAUUUCCUGGGCUAUUUUAAGUUUCAGGGGCAGGAGACUAUCUUGGAAUAUACCCUGAAAGAGGUGGAGAAGAUGGAAGAAGGAUUUCCUGACAGAGACAUAAAGGACAUUCUGGCAGGGAAGGAACCACUGCCAGCUCUGUAGCAAAACAAUUCUUCUGCCAAAUUCAUUGUUUGUUGACUUUCUAGGAGAGGGGGAAAAAAACCCUCUCAAAACUACUUGUUCAUGUACAGAAAUGUGUCCCGUGACCAGAGGAUACUAAAUUAUGGGAAAAUAUGGUCAAACCAGAAGAAGAAAUGUUUGGACAUCCUCCAUACCACGAAGAAAAACGCUUUGAUCGUACAACGUUGCAAUAAAUGCGUUCAACUCAAAAUAAACUUUCAAACUUUUAA